Volvox carteri f. nagariensis is the source of this 3816-nucleotide messenger RNA. RefSeq lists its product as uncharacterized. The record is from RefSeq and is a predicted model, not a curated record. Bases 1 to 3816 code for a protein of 1271 amino acids. The transcript has 8 exons. NCBI's taxonomy places the organism in Eukaryota, Viridiplantae, Chlorophyta, Chlorophyceae, Chlamydomonadales, Volvocaceae.
AUGACGUUCUUUGAUUUCCGGCAGUCUCUGGCUGCAACCGCCAACUCCCUGUGUCUGUCCAAGAGCCUGAGGCAGCGCAUGUGGGACGACUCACAGCAGACUGUACGGCAGCUGCCUGACAUUGGUCGGCUGCUAGCGCAGCGUCUGGCGUCUGCCGGCCUGGGCGGACUCCGACAGCUCGCGGAGGCCGACCCGCGCAGGAUAGAGGCAGUGACGCAGAAGGCAUAUCCCUUCGGUAAUACCCUCCGCGGCCACCUGGCCAAGCUGCUGCCCCCGGAGGUGCAGCUGAGACUGACGCUCCUGACCGGCCCACACCCGCGACAUCAUAAUGCGAACGACCUACAACUGCAUCACCCUUCGCACUCAGGUUCCCACGCCACUGUGGAAGUGGAGCUGACUAGGCUGGCGGCCGCUGGUGGCGGCAUUGGUGGCUGUGGUGAUGGUGGUGGCUCUGGCUCUGGUAGCUGCAGCAGCCGCAACCCCGCACACCUGCUGGUGGGGCUCAGCAACAGCGACCGCCUGCUCCGUCACGAGCGCCUCAUAGUCGAGGCUUUCCCGUCACCGUACAAGUUCCAGGUGGCUGUGAGCCCCCCACCACAGACACCCCGCAACGAGCCCCUGCACGUGCUAGCCUGCCUCAUCAUGGAGCGCACAUGCGGCCUCGACGUACACGCCAGCCUCCGCCUCGCAAUAACGACCCACGACGAAGGCGCACUGCAGCCGUCACCGUUUCCCUUGCGCACUGGGGGGCCUUAUCACGGCGAGGGCGGUGGAAACUUCGAAGAGGAUAGGGCGGCGUUGGAGAAGGUGGGGGAGCUGGCGGCGUCGGCGAGGUUGGCGGCGGAGGUGGGAAGUGGACGCGGCGCGGCGCGGACCGGCGGGAGCCUUAAGGAGCUGUCCAGUCAGAGGAGUCAGAGGAGGUAUCGGGAGCUGGGCUGCGGCGAGGGCAGUAGCUUGGGUGGCGCUGGGCAAAGUGGCAGCGGCGGUGGUGGCGGUGAGGGACGCUUUGUGACACGGAUGCCUCAGGUGAUGAUGGAGGCUCCGGCGUUGGCUGCUCCGGUCUUUGCGCUGGCGGCUGCUGAUGGUCCCGCCAACGGUCCGAGCAAAACAACACCUACCCACCUGUAUCAUCAACCGCCGUUGCACCAGCACCAGCACCAGCAGCAGCAAUGCCGCCCGUCAUCCUCCGCAGCGCUCUCGCAGCCUUUAUCUGGAACAACCUCCGACACAUUCCCCAGGCGCGGGUGCUCCGCUGCAGCUACUGCUGCUGCUACUGCUAAGGCCGCGCCGAAGAGGGCGUCCGGAGGUGGCCGUGGUGGUGGCGGCGGUAGGCAGGCGCAGGGCCUGACGAUGUCUGGCACGUCGCUGUCCGGAGCCAAACAGGUUCCAGCGUUUGCACGCCUGCUGGCGCUGGCCAGCAAGCCCACGCCGACACCGACGGCGACGCCGACGCCGAUGUCGGCAACGGCGGCAGCGGAGGCAUCCGCGGGGCCGGCGAUGGUGGCGGCGGCAGAAUCAGACGGAACUGCGGACUGGCUCCUCGCCGACUUCGCCAUGGAGGACGCCGAUGAUGAGUCGUUCAGGGCAGCUGGCGGAGUUGGCGUGCCGUACGGUACGUACGACUUUCCGAGCGGAGGAUGCGGCAACAAGGGUGCUCUCGGCGGUGGUGGUUGCGGGGAUAUGGGGCCAGUUAGGGACUCUGCUGGGAAUACUGUACGGCAGGGUGAGGCGGGCGGCCCGCUGGAUGACGUAUUUGGCUUUCUGGGCGGCCAAGGCGGAGUUGGUCGCUCCGGUCGCACAACAGUAGCCAGGGUUGCUGUCGCUACUGCUUCAGCCCAGGCCGGUGCCGCAGAGCACGAACAGCCCGAGGAAGACGGUACCGCUGUACCGACAAGACGCCAACUGGCAGCUUGCGGCGGAUUCGGAGAUGCGGUACUGGCGCCGCCGCCGCCAGCGGCUCGUCCGCCAGCGGCAACCCCCAUUCAAGCCGCGGCACCGAGCGCAGCAGCGGCAGCGGCAGCAACACCGCCGCUGGCGUCUCAAGUACUGCGACUGCACAGACCAGGGAUGUCCUCCCGCCAGCUGUCCAUCGCGGGCGCGCCACAGGAGCCCGCAGCGUCAACCCUCUCCCCCUCCGCCAGCGCUGGGGCCCCACAACGGCAGCCACGCCAGCAAGGACCAGCAACGGCAGGCGCCGGCGGCAGCGGCAGCGGCGGCGGCGGCGGCGGCUCUCACGCUGCUGUCCUAACGGAGCACAAGCGGCGGAUGUUGCUGGGCAGUCGAGACCGGGAUAUAACGGAGGGACUACAGCUGAUGCAGCAGCGUCGAGCCAGGAACGCCAACGGCUUCAACGGCGGCAGUACAUCGGGCUUCGUGGUUAAUGGCCAACGUAGCGGCGGCGACGACGGCGGAAGGCUUGCUGUCGGGCAAGGUACGGCAGCGGCAGCGGCCGUGGGAAUAAGCUCCCCGACGUCGUCGUCGACUUCAGUGAUGCGGGUGGGCGGCAGUGCGGCUGCACCCAACAACCUGGCGAGUGCACCAAUGGCAACGGCAGCGGCAGCGGUGGCGGCGGCGGCAGUGGGACCAGAGGACGACGAAGGUGAGUACGACCCAGCCGCUGUCGUCGCCAGCGCCGCUGGCGCCAUCUGGACGAGCGCCGAAGAUGGGCCUGGUGCCAUGCGUCUGAAUGGCGGCGUCGGUGACGGCUGGACGAGGGAUGGCGGCGAUGGAGGUGCAGCGUUUUUGGGGCAUGACCGGUACGGACGGCCGGGAGGAAUGGCCGCUAGCCAACGCCAAGGUCUAGGCGCGCGUUGUGGUGAGACCACCUCGCAUCGGAGCUGCAGUGCCGCCGGGGCCCCCACCGGGGGUCCCGCCGGUGGCUGGUCGGAGUUUGUGGACGAGUCCGACGCAAACGUGUCGCAACAUCGGCAGCCGGCAGCGCACCAGGGCGGCGGGGGCACAUGGCGGGCUGCUAAGGCCCUCAGGGCAACGUACGGCACCAGUGCCCCCGCAACGUGUUCAUACAUGGAGGGCAACGGCGGCGGCGACGGCGGUGGCAGCAACCUCUCCUCCGGCCCUGGUCUGGUAGCCGUAAUAGGCCAGGCUGGGACGUCUUAUGGGCGUGACUCCAACCCUGAUAGAGUCGUACAGCCGCCAGGGCCACAGGCCCUUGAUAAUACCGAGGCUCCUCAGCGUCGCCAGCUGACCACCAACAACCCGGGUGUCAUUGCGGCACCGUCGUCGCACCGCGUCGCCGCAGCGACAGCUGAGGCUGCCGGUUGGCAAUCGAGUGACCCAUGGGACAUGUCGCCUGUUGGCAGGAAGGCCCUUGACAGUGCUGCUGCUGUUGCUGCUGCUGCUGCCGCCGCCAUCGACGGACAGAACGCAGCCGGAAUACCGUCUACCUAUGAUGACACAGCAGCACCAGCAGCCGGCGGCGAGGACAAUAAUAGUGUUGCCGCCGCUGCUCCUGUGUACGGAACCACUGGCGGCGGUGGAGACGGCGGCGGCGGCGGCGGCGGCCCCCAAGCCUCCGUCUCAGCUGCCAACCGGUAUUUUGCACUAGCCAGGCUAAGCCAGGGGUUGCGGAAGCGCAAAGCGCAGCCGCUGUCCGACGCCGCCAGAUCCGGACCCCUCCGGACUCCAACAUUACCCCCUUCAGGAACAACCUCAGGCAGCAACAAUCGCCGCAGGCCGUCGGCGGCGGAGGCUCUGCUGAUCAAGCUAAGGCAUGUGCGCGUGACGACGAGUGCGUCACGACAGCAGCGCCCGGCGCCACUAAUGCCACAUCUGCGAGCAGACCGGGCACAAGCAUAG